Messenger RNA from Pteropus alecto (black flying fox), 4561 nucleotides. RefSeq names its product coagulation factor XIII B chain (gene F13B). The record is from RefSeq and is a predicted model, not a curated record. Bases 2396 to 4381 code for a protein of 661 amino acids. Lineage: Eukaryota; Metazoa; Chordata; Mammalia; Chiroptera; Pteropodidae. The transcript has 15 exons.
GUAAAUGUAACCGUCUGAGCUGCAUCAGCAGGUGCUAGGAGCAGAGAGACCGCGUAACUAAUUUUGUAGAAUAAGGUUGUAACCUAAUUAGUCUGCAGUCGUCUAGGAUCGGGUUAGGACACAUCUGCAAGUCAUGCUGAAUUGUGGUGUAGACAGUCCGUGUACUUCGGUAACUUCUGCUAGGACGUAGCCGAUGUCCUCCUGGGUGGUUGUAACCAGUUAGCUUUUGCACAAGAAACAUUUCUGUGAAGUCACACGUGCAAGAAGAUGACUUCCAGGUAUUCAAACUUGUCCUACUGUUGAAACUCAGACUAGACGUUUAUAUAAUAUCCUACUUUUAUAGGAAGAACAUUUCUCCUAAAUGUAUGUGAUAAAUCCAUAUCAGGAUGCUAAGCCUUGCUGGAAGCUAACAGGCCGUGGGUCUGUCGUGGGUCUCUGCGUGUGUGUCGGUGGCUGGUGGGACUGGCUGAGAAGUAAUGAAGCCUUUUACUUUAGAAGUAGCUCUUUUCUACAGUUAAUACAUUAUAUUAAGGAAUCCAGAUGUAUCGACUGCAGUCUUUAGGUGAGUUUAUUAAUGGCGAAGUUAGGUAAGUUUCAAAUUCACCCUCUUGUUUAUUGUAAUAACCCAGAAUUCCAGUAGAUGUCACUAGGCUCUCACAGUGUUCUUAAUUUAUUUUUAAAUGGGUAAUGUGAUAGAGCUAUGAUGUCACUAAAAUCCAUUUUACGUUCUUGGGAAAUUUUACCUAUAUAUCCUUAAUUCAACCUGUUGUUCAUAUCAUAUUUUGGCUGCAUCCUGAGAGGAAGAAAUUCACAUUGUGCAUUCUGUAUUUAAAAUUAUUCCAUUUUUCUCAAUAGGUAGGUGAUUUUUUUUUCCAGACUUAUUAUCUUUAUAACUUCUAAUUUUUGUUUUUAGCGAUGAAAGCCUAGUACUUUAAAAAUACUGGUUAAGAAAAUACCAUCUUUUGGAUUGCUUGUUGCUAGCAUCCAUAGGGGCUAAUAGGUUUACAUUUAAUUUUUAUAUUGUUCAACCAGUCAUUGAUUCUUGCUGAAAAGACAGAGUGAUCAUUUAACAUAGUUCUGCUUUCAAUAAAGAGGUACUAUGCCAGUGAAAAUAUUUUGCUCGUAACUUCUUUAUCAGAGGUCAAAAUAAUGCAGAGAAUUUAUGUACAAUUUAAGAAUGUGUGAAAAAAAAAAGUCCAACCUAUACAAAGGAAAAAGGAAAUAUACCAAAAACCUGCUCAUUUCAAGAAAAGCUUUCAGAGGACUACCUGAAGUACUGCUUCUGGAGCUGGAGUAAAUGAUGGACCCUUUAUAAAAAAAAAUUAUAGAAGCCUAUUUCAGAAAGAAGUCAGAGUAGCGUUUCAUGCUAUGCAUAAUAUUCCACUAUUACUGCAGAUAGCAUUUGUAUUAGUAAUAGCGGUGGUUUUGUAAAAAUUAUGAUCUAAAUGAAGACAAAAUGAUCUAAGGUUCGAUCGAAACCUUGUCCUUGCUCUGCCAAAGCAUCAGGUGUCCUACCCGCUGAUCAUCGUCUGGGUGUUUGCAGUUAAUCUUUGCAACUCGUAUUUUUUGAGGCGCGUUAAAAGAAGAACCCAACAAUAUUCACAUUUACCUUAACAACGCCGUUAAAAAAGGGCUUUCUUCGAACCCUGACGCUUAUGUUUACUAGCUCUGCGAUCUUGGACGAGCCUCUUCAACUUCAGCACUCACUAAGCAUCCGUACGUUGUUUUAUAAAAUUGAGCAAUAAAAGGGAAGGAAAUACUACUACAUCCAGCAACGUGGAUAAAUCCCAAAACAUUAUGCAGAGUGCAGGAGGAGCAGAACGGUGCACAGUGAACACUCAAAACACCGACAACCCGGCACCAAGCUCGUCAUCCACCGCUGAAUGCUAGACGUUACCUUCAAUAAUAUCAUCCCAUCGUUGCUUAAGAUAAUUAAGGCCGUUUUUCAGCUUGAGCAGUGCAAUCUAAACAACACCAUGCUUGAACAUCGGGUGUCCAUUAGCUCAUGUUCCUAAGUUCACCUCUUCGGUUGAUCAAUGGCGAUAAAUCGAUGACCACACCGAACUUUACUCUGAGGACUUACAAUAGGGAAUUAAGUUGAAAAAUUACCCAGUUUUUAAUGCAGUUUGAGUUAAUUACUUAUGCUCUUAUUGCCCUUACUGGUUAUGCUGUUCUUAUUGGAUUCUGGAAUAAAAAAAAAAUGGUCAGUUAAAAUGGUUGUGUUGUUUUAGUCAAAAUACUCAACAGUAUUUGACUGAACUAUAAGGCUUGUCACAAAAGGACUUAGACAGAUGUUGUCAAUAAUUAACUUUUCCUUCAGAAGUGCUGUGUACUUAACGAGGAAUCCCCAGCGUUCUUCAUUAGCUUCGUUGACAUCUUUAAGCACACCACGAAGAUGAGGUCGAAAGAUUUGUCUUUUAUCAUCAUAUUAAUCAUCUCAGGAGAACUCUAUGCAGAAGAGAAGCCCUGUGGUCUCCCUCGUGUGGAAAACGGAAGGAUUGCCCCGUAUUACUACACGUUUGGAAGUUUUUACUUUCCAACGAGAGUAGAACAAAAAUUGUCCUUUUCCUGUCUGGCUGGUUACACAACCGAAACUGGGAAACAAGAGGGCAAGGCCACCUGUACGACAGAAGGCUGGGCUCCGGAACCGAGGUGCUUCAAAAAAUGCACUAAGCCUGACCUGGUGAACGGUUUCAUCUCUGACGCAAAAUUAUUGUACAAAUUUCAAGAGGACAUGCGUUACAGCUGUGCCUCGGGGUACAAAACCCGGGGUGGACGGGACGAAGAGGUGGUCCAGUGUCUUGCUGACGGGUGGUCUUCUCCACCAGCCUGUGGGAAGGAGCACGAGACAUGUUUGGCUCCUGAAUUGCAUCAUGGGAAUUAUUCCACGACACAGAGAACAUUCAAGGUGAAGGACAAAGUGCGGUACGAAUGUGCCCCUGGCUACUCCACAGCUGGAGGACUGAGGGCAGAGGAGGCAGAAUGUCACACGUACGGAUGGUCUCUCGCCCCCAAAUGCACCAAAUUAAAAUGCGCUUCCUUAAGAUUAAUAGAAAAUGGUUAUUUUCGUCCUACGAAGCAAACCUAUGAAGAAGGAGAUGUAGUACAGUUUUUCUGUCACGAAAAUUAUUAUCUCAGUGGAUCCGACUUGAUUCAAUGCUACAACUUCGGCUGGUACCCAGAACCUCCCGCGUGUGAAGGAAGAAGAAAUCGGUGUCCUCCACCACCUCUGCCUCGAAACUCCAGAAUCCAGACAUAUUCUAUGACAUAUCGUCACGGAGAAACGGUUCGUAUAGAGUGUGAGCUGAAUUUUGAGAUGCAGGGCUCGGAAGAAGUACAUUGUGAUCAUGGAAAGUGGACGGAGCCUCCGCAAUGCACGGAAGAAAAGGAGAGGGUGGCCUGUGAGGCACCACCGUUGGUUGAGAACAGCGCAGCCAACCUACGCUCAGAGGUGUAUCACAGCGGGGACAAGGUGACGUACAGGUGUGAGAGCGGCUAUCACCUCCGGGGACCAAAAGAAAUUACCUGCAAACGCGGAACGUGGACUCUUCCCCCCGAGUGUGUCGAAAAUAUCGAGAACUGUAAGGCUCCGCCUGUUGUGAUUAACGGGGCCGUGGUUGGCGGGCUGUUGGCCAGCUACCCAGCGGGGUCCUCGGUGGAAUACAGAUGUGAUGAGUAUUACUUACUGAAGGGGGCGCAAAAGUCUCAGUGCGAGCAAGGACAAUGGUCACCCCCACCUGUCUGCCUAGAGCCAUGCACCAUUCAUGAGGAUUACAUGAACAGAAAUAACGUAGAGCUGAAGUGGCGGCUGGAAGGCCAGUUCUUACAUGGAGAUUUAAUAGAUUUUGUAUGUAAACGAGGAUUUGAUUUAUCCCCAUCAACCCCACAGUCUGAAUUAUCUGUGCAGUGCGAUAGAGGAGAAGUGAAAUACCCUUUGUGUUUGAGAAAAGAAUCGAAAGAAGUAUGUGCAUCUCCUCCACUUAUUAGCAAUGGCGUCAUUAUUAGUUCAACAGUAAGCGCCUAUGAAAACGGCUCCUCGGUAGAAUACAAGUGUUUUGAUCACCAUUUCCUACAAGGGUCUAGAGAGUCCUACUGUUUAGAGGGAAGGUGGACCCCACCUCCAGUUUGUUUGGAGCCUUGCACAUUAUCUUUUGUUGAAAUGGAAAACAAUAAUUUACUCUUGAAAUGGAAUUUUGACAACAGACCAUAUAUUUUGCAUGGCGAGUACAUUCAUUUUCUUUGCAAGAGAGAUACUUAUAUAAUCGAGUUAUCUAUUAUCAGAUCUGAAUCUACAGUGCAAUGUGACAGAGGGCAGUUAAAAUAUCCAAAAUGUAUUCCAAGAGAAAGGAUGCUGUCUUAUCAAGAACACUUAAGGACAUAAAAUGAAUGGCAGAAAGAAGAAUCAUUAUUUCAACAGUUUAAAACCCUUUACGAAACAUGAUUUUUAAAAGAACAAUGUUGGAUUAAAAACCUCUGAGUUUUCACUUGCCUGAAAAUUUGAAUCUAAAUUGAUUAUGACUCUUUUCUUUAUCUGUGAAUAAAAGCCAGAACGUGUCCUUUC